Messenger RNA from Podospora pseudopauciseta, 3781 nucleotides. RefSeq lists its product as uncharacterized. The transcript is spliced from 3 exons. The record is from RefSeq and is a predicted model, not a curated record. Bases 1146 to 2915 code for a protein of 589 amino acids. NCBI's taxonomy places the organism in Eukaryota, Fungi, Ascomycota, Sordariomycetes, Sordariales, Podosporaceae.
GUGGAGCUCUGGCAGACGGCAAGCGGUAAACGCCCCGCUUUGCAACGUGCGAACCCUUCUUUUGUGAUGGUCAAAUUACAGGACCGCUAUCGUUGACUUUUGAAGUGAAAACGGAGGCAACUUGGCAGCUCUGACUGUUCUUGAGAGAUACCCACCUACAGCGGAGGGACAAGAGGAAAAUCUCUGUUUAGGCGGUGGGUGUUGACGUGGGAAUAGGGGCUGGCUGACGAGGUGAGGUCGUGAAUGGAUGCCAGUGUCCAGACGCAAGGCCCUGAUCGACAAGAACGGGAUAUGUUCAGGGAGGGAUACCGCAACAGCAAGUCACCCCUUCAAUGCACAGGAGACUCCCUCAGGCGGUUCGUGAUGCAAAUCAGGCGGGUUCGAUGGUGUCCUGCAGCGGGCUCCCUGGCACAGAAACGACAUGUCGGUACUUGUCGCCAAAGUACCUCCUGCAUGCUGACCAGGACCCCAGAAGCGCACUGGCCAGUGAAGAUGCAGCGAAUGUGGACCAUGGACCUUGAGAGCUCUUGGUGGCUGCAGUAGGCGCGUGUGCAAAGGGAAAAAAAGGGAAAACUGGAUCCCUGUCUAAUAACGGUUUGAAGCAAUUUCGUGUCUCCCAGCAACUGAGCAUCGUUUUGGAUAAGACGGUGUGCCUUUCUUUGUCUGCCCAGCAGCUGGUCAGGGAGCGAGGGCAGCGAGAGGGCAAGGGUUGUCGCACAGUGUUGCUUCCGCUUUGGGUCUGGCCAGGGGAAACGGACCAUUCACUGUGACUGGAGUCACUGGACCUGAUGGGGGCGAUUGGGGGGGGGGGACUGGGGGGUGAGAGAAGAGCGGACGGAUCGCACAAGAGUCCUACCGUUUCCCUUCACAGAGCACGACCGACUGCCAGUUCCGAAAUAAGUACCCCCAGGAACCAUCACACAGCUCGCCUUUCCAUUCUCCUCUCUCUCCUUCUCUCCUUCCACCCACCAGCCAACACCUCGACUCGACGAGUUUUUCUGCCUCGUCCAGACCAGUGCAGGCCACGCGUGCUUAAUAUUUCUUGCGAAGUCUUCUCUCUCAGUGAUACCCGAUACCCAUUUUUUCUUUUUUCUUGAGAUACCCAGAUACCCUGCUUUUUGCAACCACCCAUCACACAAUCAAAAAUGGCCGACACAACAAAGCCCGUUGAGGUCCCUGCGACCACCGCUCCUGUCGCCGAGCCCGUUGUCGAGACGAAGCCCGCUGAGGCCACCCCCGCCGUUGCUGAGGUUUCCGAGACUGCUCCUGCUGUCGAGGCUACCCCUGCCGCCGCCACCGAGACUGAGGUCGCCGCUGAGGCUCCCGCUGCCGAGGCCGAGGAGGCCAAGAAGGAGGAGGUCAAGCCUGUUGAGGAGGGCCACCUCGAGCACAAGGGCCAGGGCGCCAACUUCCCCAAGAACUUCCUCUACACCAAGACCCUGUUCUGGUUUGGCUCUGAGCCCGUCAAUGUCAAGGAGAUCGCCAGCUUCAAGGCCGAGAAGGCCACUGAUGUCGCCCAUCACGUUGCCUCGUGGGCUGCCGAGACCGGCAAGGGUCUCCUUUUCUACAGCGAGAAGGGUGACAAGGCUGCUCCCAACGGCGCUAUCCAGCUUGCUGAGGCUACUGAGCCCGUUGUCGAUGGCACCAACAAGUUCCACUUCUCUUCCAAGGGCCACAAGCACACCUUCAAGGCCCCCACUGCCGCUGACCGUGACAACUGGGUUGCCCAGCUGAAGGCCAAGAUUGCCGAGGCCAAGGAGCUUGCCGCCACUGUCACCGAAUCUGAGACCUACAAGAAGACCCUUGAGAGCUUCAAGCCUGCCCCCGUCAAGAAGGAGGAAAAGGCUGCUGAGCCCGCCGCUGAGGUUGCCCCUGCUGCCACCACUGAGGAGGCCGCCGCCGCCGUUGCCGAGGCUCCUGUUGAGGCCGCUGCCGCCGAGACCCCCAAGGAGGAGGUCAAGGAGGAGGAGAAGAACGAGGAGGUCAAGAAGGAGGAGCCCAAGCGUCGCUCCGCCAGCCGUAAGCGCACUUCCAUCUUCGGCAGCCUCCUCGGCAAGAAGGAGGAGAAGAAGGCCGCCGAGCCUACUGCUGAGACUCCCGCUGUCACUGCUGAGGAGCCUGCCGCUACCGAGGCCCCCGCUGCCACCGAGGCUCCUGCUGCUGAGGUUGCUCCCGCUGUCGAGGCUGCCCCCGUUGCUGAGACCACCACCGAGGCUGCCCCUGCCACCACCGAGGCUGCGGCCACUGAGGCCAAGCCCGAGGAGAAGGCUGAGGAGAAGAAGGAGGAGGUCACUGAGGCCCGCCCUGCUGUCCCUACCAAGCGCUCCAGCAUCUUUGGUAGCCUCCCCUUCGGCAAGAAGAAGGCUGCUCCUGUUGCUGAGGCUCCCGUCAAGGAGACUCCUGCUGCCACCGAGGCCGUUGCCGAGACUGCCCCUGUGAUCCCCGCCGUUGAGACCACUGAGCCCCUCUCUGCUGAGGUCUCUUCCCCUGCCAACGUUCCCACUGAGACCACUGAGGUUGCUGCUGCUCCUGCCGAGACCAACGGCGAAACCAGACCUGCCAUUAAGAGCGACAAGCGCAAGAGCUCUCUCCCCUUCGGCCUCGGCAAGAAGAAGGAGUCUGCUUCCUCUGACGAGGAGGGCGAGAAGGUCAAGUCCCCUUCUGCCUUCUCCAAGUUCCGCGCCACCAUCAAGGGCAAGGGCAAGGCCGACAAGGUCGAGGAGAAGAAGGAGGAGACCCCUGCCGCCACUGAGGCUGUCGCCGAGGAGAAGGCUGAGGACAAGGCCGAGGAGAAGAAGGAGGAGGAGGCUGUCAAGCCUGCCGAGACCGCUGAGGUUGCUGCCCCCGUUGUUGCUGCCGAGGAGGAGAAGCCCAAGCCCGCCGAGGCCACGCCUGUCGUCACCGCCACUGCUUAGAGAACGAGGCGUAUUCCCCUCGAGCAAUCGCAAUGUCGGUGAAAGACGUAUGGAAACGAAACCACGAAAACAUAGAGCGAACAUUCAUGAAUGACCACCGCAUAAUCAUUCCAUCACACGCAACCCCCCUCGCUGAGAGAUAUUUAAUACACACAACACACCCCCUUAUACCCUUGGGUUUUGUCGGAAACGGAUCUGCAUUUCAGAGUCAAGAUACCCGUCAGGACUGAAACUCCAUCUGGCUGUCAACAAUCACUUGGUCCGUGGCACGCUUUCUUUGCUGUGGCCCUAUUGCUCAGAUAGGACUCGAUCUUGAUCACCUGUCUUUUUUUUUACUGCUUGCUUUGCUCGUUUUUGUUUUUGGCUUUGGUGUUUUCCCACUGGAUGAUGUUGCGCGCGCAGUCAGAGCUUUUCCUGUUAUUUCUCUUUUUGAUACCCAAAGUAUACCCCCCCUUUCGGUCCGCAUCAAGUCAGUCGUCUGUUUAUUGGCUUUUUUGGGUCAUGCAAGGGAAGGCAAAGGAGGUUUGUGGGAGGGAUGAUGAGGUGGGCUAAAAAGGGGAGAGUGUGCACACACUACGGUGUGGUGGAUUGCGUGAGUGGAUUUGGUCUUGGUGUGGUUGUUGGUUUCGUGUUUGUUGGUGUGUGUGUGAUGAUGGAUGUACACGAUGACGGAUGAGCAUGUGGUGUGAUGGUGGUGGAGGAGCGGAGAAUUUAUUCUGUCUCUUGUUUCUGACUGCGCUUUUGUGUCUGGGCUGUCUUGAAUAAGGGGCGGCUUUGCAGGGGAGAGUGCAGGAUGGGAAUGGGAGUUUAAGAGUAUGGACACUUUUUUAAUAGCUAAUUAAUAUACCUCUCGCGUGCUGAGUUCG